AGAGCCUUCAUUGAGAGCAUAGAAUAGAGGCACAGGAUCGGACGGUAACUGACUUUGCUGCCCUAGUUAGUAAAGCCUCGAUCGUAGUUGCACUACUAGUUUUUGGCGAUCUUUCGAAGGCCUUUCAGGUUCCAUUGGCUUCAGUCCAUUGUAUCGUGUGGCGUGGACACCGAAGUGUUGGUUAUAUAGUCUCUAUUGUUUCAAUACAAUACAAUAAUACUAUGUGGAGCCAAUGGGCGAAAGAGAAGAUUGAGAAUGCCAAACUGGGUGAGAAAUUGAAGGAGAUUGGCAAUGCUGUGGCUCCGCCUGCCGAUGGGGAAGAGUAUGACAAUGAGGAGGAGGAGUACUACGAAGAAGGAGAGGAAGAAGAGUAUGAGGACGAGGAUCCAAUGCCCAAAUCACCCUUUGGGUUUGUGGGUCGACUGACACAAGUGUUGGCACCCGAUGCAGACUACGACGAGCCGGAAGAAGAAGAACGACAACAGUACUACGGCGAGGAAGAUUACGAUGAGCAAAACCUUAAUUUUGAAUACGACAACUCGGAGGAAGUAGUUGACUUGCACCCCACGCCAAUAAUGGAUGCGGAACCGAAACCACUCCUCCAAGAACCAGAAUCCUUGAUGCAAUACACACCAGCCGCUCAACCCAAACCAGUAGAUGCGCCACAGAUAGAGGAACACGAUGAUUGGGAUGGAGAUUUUGUGGCGUCGUCGCCACAGCCCAAAAUUGCCACUCCGGAACAGCAACAACAACAAAUGCUAGCAGCAAAACAACAGCAAGAAGCUGCCAGACAAAAGGCAAAAGCAGAGCAAGAAGCAGCAAGACAAAAAAUGGAAGAAGAGCGUAUUCGAAAACAAAAAGAGGCCGAAGAAGCUCAGAGGGCCAAAAAGGAACGUGAGGAGGCGGAAAAGCGCAAGCAACAUGAAGAAAGCUUACGGCUGCAAAAGGAACGUGAGGAGGCGGAAAAACGCAAACAACUAGAGCUUCAACGACGACAGGAGGAAGAUGCAAAGAGAAAGGAACAGGAAUUACUCCGUUUGCAACAGCAGAAAGAAGCCCAACUCCAAGCCAAAAAACAACGAGAGCAAGAAUUGCAGCGAAAAAAGGAAGAGCUUUUGCAGAAGCAGCGGCGCGAACAAGAAUUGAUUGUACAGCAACAGCAAAAGGAAGAAGCCAUGCGCAAACAAAAGGAAGAAGCAGCAGCAGCCAAGGCGGCUGAAAUGAAAAAGCAACAACAAGAAAUGAUGGAACAGAAAAAACAAGAGCAAUUACGACAAAAGCAGCUGGCGGAGCAGAAACGACAACAACAACAACAAAAUCAGCUACUAGCGGAGCAACAACAGGGACAAAAGCCAGCUACGCCACAACAGCAGCAGCCAAAAAAGCUAGCUACGCCGCAACAGCAGCAGAAAAAGCUCGUGACACCACAAAAGAAAAAGGUUGCAACCACCAACUCACAGCAACGCGUUGCCAAGGCAAAUGGAUCUGGUGGGCCUUCGUCGUCGCCCAUCAAAAAAAUCUCUACCGGAAGCAACGCCUCACAACAGGGAUCUCCUAGGCCGACACAGCUGAAACAGAAGGUGUCCUCCGGGUCUACUGCUUCUGCUGCAAGUGCGCAAAAGCAACAACAGCGACCACAAGCAUCGUCUCCAAAGCUAAUUGUCAAAAAAUCGUCCUCAUCCAGCACAAACUCUCAAAGUACCAAACCAACGCAGCAACAAGCAAGGACUGCAACCGCCGGCACUCCCACCCAAAGCCGGUCACAACCAGAUCCAAAGCAGCAACAAAUCAUUGAAGAACAGAAACAACAGCUCAAGCAGUGGGAGGCCAAAUACAAGGCAGUGGAAGAAAAGACGCGGCAACCAGAUCCAAAUCAGCAGCAAAUCGUGGAACAGCAUCAACAUCAGCUGGCCCAAUGGGAAGCCAAGUACAAAGCAACGGAAGAACAGCUGGGCCACGCACAACAUCAAAUCACAGAAAUGGCCCAACAAGCCCAAGCCAAAGAACAGCAAGCUAUGGAAGAGCAUCAAAAUCAACUGAUGCAGUUUCGGCAAAAAGAAGCCCGUCUGUUGGAAGCUCAGGCAGAAGACCAUCAAAUGGAAUUGAAUCGGCAACAGGAAGAGCUGAUCCAGCAAAUGCAACAGAUGCAGGGAAACCACCAGGAGGAACUGGACCAAGCUUUGCAUCAACAACAUCGCGAAAUGGAACAGCUGUUGAGAGAAGCCAACAAUCGAGCGGAAAAGGCCCUCAAAGAGAAGGAUCGUGCCGUAGCCGACGUGGAAAAGGGCGCCUCGAAGCAGGAACAGCAUCAAACUCUUCUUCUUCGACGAGCCGAAGAUCAGCUGGCUCAGUCAAUGGCAGCCAUUGACGAACGAGACGAAGAAAUCCAGAAACUAAACAAAAUGGUCGUCGAAUUGCAGUCAUACAUGAAAGAGCACCAUGCGGACUCGCGAGAGGCAGAGGAGGAAAUGGAUGAGCUGCACACGGAGAAUGAAACACUGCGAGGUCACGCAGAGAGGCUGGGUAAUGAGUGCCAGCGCUUGAAAGCUCAGGUGGAGCAAUUGGAACAGGAUUCAGACCAAUUGAGCAGUACAAAGUUGGAAUUGCAAAUGUUGAGGGAGAAACAUGCUCGAGAGAGUAAUCAGAUCAAACAAAAGGCGGCCUCUGCGGAGAAUACUCAGUCUCAGAUUGAAACUGAACGCGAUGAGGCCGUUUUGGAAGUUCAAGCCUUGCGACAACAACUGGCAGCUGCAGAAGCUGACUUGGCCAUUGCCCGAUCCGACGCCGAACGCAUCAUGCUUGCGAAUGAGAACCUGCAAAGUGCUUUGGAAUCCUUCCAGAAUGAACGGGAGGCCGAGUUGGGGUUGAUGGAGGAACAACGAUUGGACUCGGAAGAGCAACUCAAGGCUGCUCACGCCGCAGCCCUGGAUGCCACCAAAGAGAUGCAUCAGGCUCAAAUCCGAGAGGUUCAGGCAAACUCCGACAAUGAGGUCAGAUCCGUCAUGGCAAAAGUUCAACAGUUGGAGCACGUUGCCGAGGAAUACCGUGUGGACAAUGUUCAAAUGCGUCGUUCUCUUGAUCAGGCCAUUCAGCGUCUACAGGCAACUCAAGAAGAUGUCAUUGAUCGAGCAGUCAUCAAGAACAUUCUGUUGGAUUGGUUGACCAAGACAGAUGCCAAUCAGAAACGUCAAGUCUUGGAGCUCAUGGCCAGCCUGCUGCACUUUACAGACGAAGAAAAGAGCAAGGUGCAUAUUCAAGAAGGCUCCGAGCUACUGGAACGGGUUGUGCACGCUGUUGCGGUUCCCCUGCCUCCCGCAAAGGCGGACAUGGAGCACCUGGAGGGAGAUAAUGUUCGAGAGAAAUGGGUCAGUUUCCUCCUGGAAGAAACUGAAGACUAACUAACUGAAGCUUGAAUGGUUCAGCAGCUAAAACAUAAUAGUACAACAUGAGGAGAUACUAUUUCUUUUUUCGUGCUCGUCCA
Molecule: messenger RNA, 3481 nt
Organism: Seminavis robusta
Lineage: Eukaryota; Bacillariophyta; Bacillariophyceae; Naviculales; Naviculaceae
Source: the annotation of a GenBank genome assembly